GUCACUCUGGCAGUUUUGUUCUCGAUUUUGUCGCCGUUUUUUGUAUUCCUCCCGUCCGGUGUUAAAUUUUAUUUUACACUUCGCGUGCGACAUAUAUACAGGCAGCUAUAGCCGACCGAUAUCGGCGAUUGAGGCAUGUGCGCCGCCGAAGCGGUCAAAGUGAUACUCGCUUGAAUAGUGAGCAGUGUAGAAUUUGCCGUGUGAUAGAAGUACGUGAUGAUUUUCCGCAAAUAGUGGAUAAAGGCGAGCCCACACGCAUACCAGCGCAAAAUAUAUACAUAAAUCGGGCGAAAAUAUAGUGCCCCGUGUUUGUGCGUGCGUAAACAAGCUUCUCUAAAAGAAACAAACAACAACAACACAACAAUGUCGGCACGUUCCAGCGGCUUGGUGGCCGCGGCGGCCCUUCCCGUCCCCUCGUCAUCAUCCUCGGCGGCCGGCGGCGACGUGCCACGCCCACCGCCCCGCCGGCGAGCGGCCUCUGUUGCGGGACAACAGCAAACCCGCCAGGAAUUUGGAAACGGACACACUCCCCGCAGAUCGUUGGCAGCAGUGAACGACUCUGGGGACUCGUGUCACCUGCGAAUCGUCGUACUCACCGGCCAGUCGCUGGCCAAAAAGGAUAUAUUCGGCGCCAGCGACCCGUAUGUCAGAAUCGAUUUGAACACAAUCAACGGUGAUAUUAAUAUUGACUCUGUUUUGACGAAGACCAAAAAGAAGACACUGAAUCCAACCUGGAAUGAAGAGUUCAUAUUUAGAGUUAAACCGUCUGAGCAUAAGCUUGUGUUUCAAGUGUUUGACGAGAAUCGCCUGACACGCGACGACUUCCUGGGCAUGGUGGAGCUGACCCUGGUGAAUCUGCCUACCGAGCAGGAGGGUCGCACCAUCGGAGAGCAAAGCUACACUCUGCGCCCGCGCAGGUCAGUAGGCAGCGCCAAAUCCCGCAUCAAGGGCACCCUGCGCAUCUACCAUGCCUUUAUCCGGGAGACGCGGGAGCAGAGCGAGCCAUCUAGUGGCAAUAGCGAUGGCGAAUGGGAGCACGUGGAGGCCACCAAUGCCGGUGAGACGUAUGCCCAGCCGCACCCAUUUCCUACUGGUGGCCACGAUGCCCUACCUGCUGGAUGGGAGGAACGCCAGGAUGCCAACGGGCGCACGUACUAUGUGAAUCACACGGCGAGGACGACGCAAUGGGAGAGACCUACUGUCUUAAACAGCCACAGUAGCCAAUCUACUGACGACCAGUUGGCCUCGGAUUUCCAGAGACGUUUCCACAUCAGCGUGGACGACACGGAGUCAGGACGUUCGGCGGACUCCAUCAGUCACAAUAGUAUAGAGGACAAUAACAAUGCUGCUGGCUUAGCAAAUACUCCAACAACAGCAGCCACCUCAUCGGCAACGAUCUCACCAUCCAACACCCCAACAAACAACAAUGGAAUUCCCGCACACAUUGCCAUGCAAAGUCGCGCAGAGGAAGAUCAAGAUCAAGAUCAAACAGUGGACCAUACCAGUUUUGUUUACAAUUCCCUGCGACAUCCUGUCGCCCAUAGGCAGCCCGAAAUCUCAGCGACCAGUUUGCAGAACGACCUGCGGCCGGUGCGGGAGGCUCCCGGUGUGCCGGAUAUAGCCAUAACCAACCUGUUGACGCGGCGGGCCGCGGGCAAUAUGGCCGGCGGUGCGGGAUGGCAGCAACAACGGCGGCGACAGCAGAUGCAAAUGCAUAUCCAACAGCAUCAGCAGCGGCAACAGCAACAACAGCAGAAUAGAAUAUUGCUUGAUGUGGAUCAUCGUCAGCAGGAGCCGCAACAUCGGGGUCAGAGACACCAGCAGCAACAUCGGUCAUCGAAUGAAGACACCGAUCACACAGACAGCCACAAUCCCUCUGACAUCUCAGCUCCGUCCACACGACGCAAUUCCGAGGAAGACAACGCGGCUGUGCCUCCCAUGGAACAAAGGAGUACUGGUGGUGAAGAGGAACCUCUGCCACCGCGCUGGUCGAUGCAGGUAGCCCCCAACGGAAGGACAUUCUUCAUUGAUCAUGCCUCCCGGAGGACCACUUGGAUAGACCCGCGCAACGGACGGGCAAGCCCUAUGCCAAAUCAAACUCGUCGCGUCGAGGACGACCUGGGUCCCUUACCAGAGGGCUGGGAGGAGCGGGUACACACCGACGGACGCGUAUUCUAUAUAGAUCAUAACACGCGAACCACGCAGUGGGAAGAUCCUCGCUUGUCCAAUCCAAAUAUUGCCGGUCAGGCUGUGCCCUAUUCUCGAGAUUACAAGCAGAAAUACGAGUAUUUCAAGAGUCACAUUAGAAAGCCUACAAAUGUACCAAAUAAAUUUGAAAUACGUAUUCGUCGUACGUCGAUACUGGAGGAUUCAUACAGAAUUAUUAGUUCGGUAACGAAGACCGAUUUACUAAAGACUAAAUUAUGGGUAGAGUUUGAAGGAGAAACUGGCUUAGAUUAUGGCGGCCUCGCAAGGGAAUGGUUCUAUUUAUUAUCAAAAGAAAUGUUCAAUCCGUACUACGGGCUAUUCGAGUACUCGGCUAUGGACAACUACACGCUCCAGAUAAACAAUGGCAGUGGUUUGUGCAACGAGGAGCAUUUAAGUUACUUUAAAUUCAUUGGCCGUAUUGCGGGCAUGGCUGUGUAUCACGGAAAGCUGCUAGAUGCCUUUUUCAUUCGUCCAUUCUACAAGAUGAUGCUGCAGAAGCCUAUUGACCUAAAGGACAUGGAGUCUGUGGACACGGAGUACUACAACUCGCUGAUGUGGAUUAAGGAGAACGAUCCACGCAUUCUGGAACUGACUUUCUGCCUGGAUGAAGACGUUUUUGGGCAAAAGAGUCAGCACGAACUAAAGCCCGGCGGCGCCAACAUAGACGUGACUAACGAAAACAAAGAUGAAUACAUUAAAUUGGUUAUCGAAUGGCGGUUUGUGGCACGUGUCAAGGAGCAGAUGUCGUCUUUCCUUGAUGGUUUUGGAUCGAUAAUUCCGCUGAAUCUUAUUAAGAUUUUCGACGAGCACGAACUGGAGCUACUGAUGUGUGGCAUACAGAACAUCGAUGUGAAGGAUUGGCGCGAGAAUACUCUGUACAAGGGCGACUACCACAUGAAUCAUAUAAUUAUCCAGUGGUUCUGGAGGGCUGUACUUUCCUUCUCCAACGAGAUGCGUUCUCGCCUGCUGCAAUUUGUUACGGGCACUUCACGCGUGCCCAUGAACGGUUUCAAGGAGCUUUACGGCUCAAAUGGUCCACAGAUGUUUACUAUCGAAAAGUGGGGCACUCCUAAUAACUUUCCAAGGGCACAUACCUGUUUCAAUCGCCUGGACCUGCCACCCUAUGAAGGCUACCUGCAACUGAAGGACAAACUGAUCAAGGCCAUCGAGGGCAGCCAAGGAUUUGCUGGAGUUGAUUAAUAACACCGGCAACGGGAGUGCAAGCGAAUGGCUUUGGCUGGAGGUGCAGCAACAGUUUCUGCAGCGACAGGAGGAGGAGCAGUUACAACGAUUCCACACAUCACAAGAACCACAAGAUCAACAACGACUUGAAGAGCAGCAACAGCGAAAUCAGCGGCAUAACCGCAACCUCAUUGCAUUCACUUGGAAUAGCACCGCCAGCAGAUCGUGUACUUAUUUGUUCGUUUGCUUUUGUAUUAUAAUCAUUUUUGCUAGUUUAGUGUUAUUUCGUAUGUAUUUUAACUAGGCGCCAAAACUCACACACAACACAUACACCUUAUACAAGCAGAGAAAGAAGGAUCCCAAUAAAGCUGCGCAUGGUGAACCACACGAACCUAACAAACGAGUCCAAAUUAUAUAUAAAUAUAUUUAUUACAUUGCCGACAAUUGUAAAAAGUUGAGAACGUUUUACAAACUAAGAGAGAUGAAUCCAAACUAACUAUUAAAUCUAUAGAGUCAAAAGUAUAUCUUGUAUACAUAUGCAGAGAAAACUUUUUAUAAUUGUUAUUUUUAUGCGCUAUUCCUCUAUACGUGCCCACAGCAAAAAACUAAAGGCGAAAAAAAUUAAAAUACAAUAAAAAAGUUAAUAUUUGUAAUCUGA
This is a messenger RNA of Drosophila mauritiana, 4048 nucleotides long. It is a transcript of the gene Nedd4, whose product is annotated as E3 ubiquitin-protein ligase Nedd-4. Gene Ontology annotation, molecular function: sodium channel inhibitor activity; protein binding; ubiquitin protein ligase activity. The record is from RefSeq and is a predicted model, not a curated record. Bases 364 to 3408 code for a protein of 1014 amino acids. Lineage: Eukaryota; Metazoa; Arthropoda; Insecta; Diptera; Drosophilidae. Gene Ontology annotation, biological process: regulation of dendrite morphogenesis; ubiquitin-dependent protein catabolic process. The transcript is spliced from 20 exons.